GAAGAAUUUGCCAUGUGCAUAGCCCUCAUUUGUGGGGGGUAGAGGGCCGGGGCUGCUCCUGUGCUCUGCCGGUGCCACUCAGACUGACAGCUGGGCGCCUGGCAGACACAAGCAGAAGCAGACAUGCAGCAGGCAGCCUUGGUACAUAGGGACACUCCGAGCAAAACACUUCACAAAGGGGGAGAACAAGAGACCACAUAUGUGGAAAUACCGAGAAAGCCCGGAGGCAGCCCCCCUAGAGUCACUGUCACUUUGGCUGGGAGGGUGGCUAUGGGGAAGACCACUGGAGCCUCAGUGACUUCAGCAGGGAAGAAGCACGAAGCAGAGCCCCUUGGAGAAGACAUAUCCAGCCCGCUUGGCCAGCUCCCAAGUACAGGAGGGGAGAGAUCAGAGGACACAGAGUCCUGCACUUCCUCACAAGCUGAUAAUGACAGCGACCCCCGGUCUACCGACCACUCUCCGGUCUGUGCCAACGACGAGGCGCACUACAUCACCACCCACGAGAUCCAGCUCUGUGAGGCAGACCAGGAGCCCGAUUACCCUGCGUUUAGCUUGGCCCCCUCCACCUGGGGGGCCCCCGCAGACAGCGCCCCCUGCCCAUUUCUAGAGUAUGCUUCGUUUGACAGCCAAAGGGGCAGCCCCACCGAUGUGGACAGCAGCUACUACUUGAGCACCACGAGCGACCCCAACCCUACUGACAGCACCGAGUUGGUCAGCACUUAUUCAGAAAGCGAUACCUCCCCGAGCUUCUGCAACAGAAACACUAGGGAUAAAGAAGCCAGCUCGGAAGGGGCUCAGUCCAAAGAUACCGGGAUACCCUCUGGCCAGAUCCUCCUAUCAAUCAAAACUGCAUCCAAGGCUAUAAAUGAGCCUAGCAACGCAGGGGCAAAGCAAAACACCGCCCAUGUGGAUGCCAAGAAUGAUACAGACAUGAGCUACUGUGUAUCCAGAGCUAACGAGAGCAAGCAGCACCAGUUUUACCCCCAGGCUGCCGGAUUGGAAGGGCACAGGCUGGUGGCAAUACCUGCUAGACUGCAUGCUCGAAGUGGGGUCCAUGCUGGCAUAUCCAGUGGCGCUUCUAGUGCUGUCAGCGAACUAGACGAUGCAGAUAAGGAGGUUCGCAACUUGACUUCUAGGGCAUUUCGCAGCCUGGCUUACCCUUACUUUGAAGCUAUCAACUUCAGCUCCAGCGAGUCCACCACUUCACUCUCAGACCAGAACAUAGGGAUCAACAGUUGGUCCACUUACCUUGACUGGAAAGGAAGCACCCUCUUGUCUCAGAAAACAGAGCACAGCCUGCUGUCCCAUCACAAGUCGGCAAAAGCAGCUGCCACUGCCACGUUUGGUUUGCAGAAAGCUAUAAAAGAUGUUCCCAAGGACAAGGUAUAUUUACAAGCCAACAAGUCGCAAACCAAAGCUUUCGAAUUGGUUGUCAGUGAGGUGGCAACUAAGGAUACCUCCGGAGGGAAACCCAUUUGCACUGCCAGUCGCAUCAAGUCUGGAUCUAGGGUAGUUACUUUGACAGAGACCCUGAACUUCAGCAGCAACAUAAAAACGACCAGUGCUGAGAACUUACAAGCCAGUAAGGCUUCUGAACAUGCCCCAAGCUCAGUUUGCAAGGAUGAGGUUACAGAGCCACUGCCAACAGGGAUGGGUGCGCACGAGGUUAGCAAAGCGACCUCCACUGCUGCAGAAGCCAUGGAAGGUGCACAGAAGUCAAAAAUUGCCUCUAGUCUUCUUAAGAAUGUAAUCUCCAAAAAAAUGCAACUAGAACAGGAAUUCAAGAUGGAAAGAGGGGAGCUCACCGAUACAUCCCAAAAAGCUCGAUCUAACUCUGCAGCAUCUAAAGAAGCAGAAACUUCCAAGGAGAAGGGGAUUCAGAGGCAGAAUUCCAAGUUUUCUGAGGCUGGAUCAGAUUUGACCUUAGUCAGUAGUGAGGAUCUAGGAGAGUUUUUUGAUGUCAAAGCUUCAACACCUAAAGACUUCGCUCCAGUUGAAGGAAGUGUAAAUAAACAGAUCUGCCAUUUUGAGUCUCACCGGGAAGAAAGUGUUUCUGACACUAAAAAAAGUGCAUCUGAAGCUAUGAAAGGUAUAUUCCUGCGUAGUCAAAAUAGUGCCUUUAGGUCUUGGAAAGAAAGAGAAAUUGAAAAAAUGGAAAAGAAAAUAGAAGAAAAAGUGGCCAAGGCUAGAAAAAUAAAAAUACCACUGGAAAGAGACUGGAGAGCAGAAUUUGGAGAGAUAUCCAAUAAUACAUCUACCAAAAUGUCACGUUUAUUUGUGCCUGGGAUACAACACAUCCCUAAGGAAAAGCAAGCAGUGAAACAAGCUACUAAAUAUUCUGUGUCUACUUACGCACAUCAGAGUUGUUUUAGCAGAAAUGAAAAUGAUAUUAAGAUAGAAAAGCUACACGUCCUGGAGGCCACUGCUAGCAGGAUCACACCUAGGAUUACCCCCAAGCCCCAGGAGAUCAAGCUAAAAUUGGGACUGGUGUCAGAGAGCAAAGAUAGUCCUUUCAAUAUAGCUAAGCUGUUAACACCAAGCCUAGCCUCUGGUGCCGCCAGUCUUUCCAAGGCAGCAGAAGAGCUUAGGAACCAAGUCCCCUCCAGGUCUGAGGUACUAGAGAAAAUGCCUCAAUUCUUGGUGAGAGAUGUGAGAGACCCCAAACCCAAAGCCCAAGGAAACAUUCACCAAGUUAGAGACGUGAGGAAGCUUUUAAAAAGCUCAUAUCACCAAGACCCAGUUGACAACAGUGACAAAGGCAGCGUUUUGUCUGAUCAAAGCAAUACAGAUCCCAAAUCAAAGUUGUCGGUAGCUUCCAAGAUCUCUUCAGCUUUGUCACCAAUAGUGAUCACUUGUCAAGCCGUGAAGAACAAAGAGGUAGGUGGACAGGCUGAGGGCAUGACUGCUGUAGACGACAACGCAGACACCGUCCUAGUGCACCGGGCAUCAGGAAGGCUCCCAGUUGCAACAAUAGCCCCUAAUAAAACAGGCCCCAGGAUGCCUGUUGUGAAGAUCGUUUCCAAGGCUUCCAAGUGGAAACAAGAAAAACCCAAGGAGCCAGAGGUAAAACAUACACCUGAGCCAAAGUCACCUCAGUCUCAAGGUGCCCUUGAGAAACUCACCGCUGCUGUAAAGACAAUGGAGCAGCUGUACGUAAUUGAUAAAAAAGAGUGGAGGCGAAAGAGUAACCCAGAACCCCUAAUGGGAAGUCACGUAUUGUCCCUUAUUAACUAUGAAAAGACAGGAAACGAGAACAAAAUUAAUACCACCACCGAGGAAUACAGGGCGAAGUCUGGACCUGUAGAAGCUGUGGAGCCCAGGAAAGUGCUCCAACCUCCCUUCACCAGGGCUCCAGAACCGCUGGUACGCAGGAAUUCUUAUCCGAACGCAGAUAAGAGCCAGACUAAGCCAACGGUGACAGAGAACAAGACUCCAGCGAAGAUAUUCCAGGUGCCAAGAUUCGGAGAACAGAAGAGUCAGGAGAAGGCUGAGAAGAACACAGCAAUUGGUAAUCGAAGCGUGUUCACAGUGAGUGCUGCGCCGGUGAAAAACAAGCAGCAAAGUGUAGAGUCCUCGAUUAAUAACUUAAACAAAAGACCUCAGCCUCCCAACUCUCUGAAUAUUCGCCACCAGUCCGCACAAGAGGACAAGAAAGCGGAUACAAUAACCACACCUCAAGGCCGGAAGGCCAGCGCUGAUUUUGAGAACUACCUCGCUCUUCCAGUUAGAAUGACAAGUGAGGGGACAGCAGCAAAGCCACCGGUGACUGGCAGCGCCCGUGAAACUGCUGCGAUCUCCCGCGAACCCACUACCAACAUCCGCGAACCGGCUGCGUUCUGCAGCUUGCCGCCCUUCAGCGCCAAAUCCCAAGCACCCAGCCCCAAGAGUCCCCUCAGAGCCCCCACUGACUGGCGAAGCAAACUAAGGGAAGGAGUUCAGCCUAACAGGGCAUCGUCUGCAGGAUCCGACUUACAGUCCCCUGACUCUGUUCCCCCUGCCACUAUCUACCACCAUCCGCAACCUCCUAUGCCAGUCAAUCUACCCAGCGCUCCCAUCUUUUACUCCUCACCCAUAUCUUCUACAACCCCUACAGAGAUAUAUCCCCAGCAGACCCAACGCAAAAUGCUAGUGGAUCUAGCAACAGGACAGUAUUAUCUCGUGGAUACUCCAGUUCAACCAGUAAAAAGAAGACUUUUUGAUCCUGAAACAGGACAAUACGUGGAAGUACCCGUUCCACCUCCCCCUGUUACCCCAGUUCCCAUCCAUAUGCCACAACUUGCUCUCAGCCCAGGGGCAUAUGGUGCAGCCUACAUGUUUUACCCCGGCUUUAUGUCAACGGGCACCCCCACCAUGCUACCAGCUAACACUUUGCAGAGACAACUUUCCCACUCCAGCAGCGAUCACAGCUUUGAGAUGUCAGGUAUUGAGUCUCACCCAGAAGUAAACAUUGCAGAUGGUCCAUAUUACCUGGCCACAGGGUCUUCAACAACAACUUCGACACCUGGACAAGCCACAAAUGUCCCCAGAGGGUCUAUAACCUGCCCUGAUGGCAAGCAGGUAAUCAGCAUUAUGUCCCAGCCAGGACCACGUAUUGUGGCACCACCCUCAUUUGAUGGCAAUACCAUGAGGUUUGUUGUGGAGCACAGAUGAGAUUCUAGUGAGUAUCUCUGCCUGGUUGCCAAUAGCACCAAGUUCCAUGUGUAGCUCAAGAGGAUGUGGAACUCAGAUAUGGGUUUGGAGUCCUACUUACAGAUGUCCUGUACCAGCAUUGUGGACAGAAGAAGCCAAUGAAUUGUGACUAUCGAAGCGUCUGUGGAGCAAACUGUAUUGACAAAGAAUGGAUUUCGUGAGUUUGUUCAAGAAGAAUACUUUUCAAAAAUUUCCUUUAAAAGACUGGGGACGACCUCUCACACAAAUGAGCAGUAAUCCAACUUCAGCUGCUCAUGAAAUAUAUGUUGGAUUCUUUAUUAUUGUAGGAGGAAUGUCUACAUAUCUACAUUAUUAAUUCUUUGAAAGUAGUUAUGCUUCUGCUGCGUUAAUGUGUUUUUAAUGCUUAAAGCAUUUCUUUUUGACAACAGUCCAGGUUUGAUAUAAUUUAACAAAUGUGUUAUUGUCACUUGUGACAUUACGCUUUGAUUUUCCUAGGACUGAUUUAAACUUUUAAUGCUUCAGCCUAAUUGUGUCACAUGAAAUAGAGGCUAAUUAGAUGCAUUGUACUAAGUGAUACAUUUUAUAGGUGCUUUUCAUAAGUAUACUAGGAAUUUUGGGAACUUCCUAAUGAGAAUAUUAUUGCCACUUCAGAUGUUGCACCGAUAUUCUAAUGUUCUCCUGAAUAUCCUUUAAUAUAAUUACAAUUGGUUAUUUGCCUUACUAUAAGAGGUGCAUUUAUUUAGUAGUAUUUUGCUUAACCUGAGCACUUUUUUUUAUCAUGAAAUAGUGUGCGUGCUAGAAGAUAUGAACUAUGGUUUUUGUGUCUCUUGAUAGAUGAGCAAAAAAACCACGUCCGGCUUAAUAUUGGAUUUACAGGUACACAUGACAACCUUGAAUGUAUUAUUAUUAUUUUUUUAAAUAUUGGACUUGUAAUAAUAGGUAAAGAAAUGUGUGUGUGUGUGUGUGUGUGUGUGAGGGUAUUUUAUUGUUGUUGUUUUUUAACAAACAGUGCCUUGUUUUUCUGCGGCUAAUGUUCAGGGUAAAUAUAGAUCUGGCACUUUGUUAUUAACGUAAGCACUUUUAAGUAUACACACUGGAAGGGAAAUCUAAAUCCAUACGUAAAACCAGUACAGUGCACAAAAGGUUAAAUAGAGUUCUAUUUUUGUGUAAAGGAAGGAAAAAAGUCUAUAAGUAUAUUUUUAAUGCCAAAGAGCUUUUUCUUCAAUUAGAAAAACUUUGUCAAGCUAUGUGCUAUUUAAUUGAGUUUAUCUACUAAUGUGUGAGUAGAAUUUAGCAUAUAUGGUAGAACAUUCUUUUUUCUUUAUCAAAUUGUUUAAAGUGAUAUUUUACCCUGGCCAAUCUACAGCAUAGAUUUAGCAAGUUAUACAGAAUCACGGGCCAUCUAAUAUAUUUGUUAGCAGUCACUCAUUUGCAAACCAUGUCUUUUGUUUUUUUAACUUCCCUUUUAUAAGUUAAUUUUUUGGUAUUUUUCUGUUUUAUUCUUUCAUAAACACAUUCUUAUCUAUCUAUCUAUCUAUCUAUCUAUCUAUCUAUCUAUCUAUCUAUCUAUCUAUCUAUCUAUCUAUCUAUCUAUCUAUCUAUCUAUCUAUCUAUCUAUCUAUCUAUCUAUCUAUCUAUCUAUCUAUCUAUCUAUCUAUCUAUCCAUCUAUCUAUCUAUCUAUCUAUCUAUCUAUCUGUCUGUCUGUCUGUCUGUCUGUCUGUCUAUCAUCUCUUUCUCUCUCCCCCUCUCUCUCCCCCCACUCUAUCUAUGAUCAAUUUAUUAAUUUUCCUAAAUCAUUUAUGCCUCUCAGAUAAAGUUCCUAAUUUUUCUGUACUUUCUCUGUUCUUCGUGUGUUUUUUUUUCCCUUAAAUCCCUCUUUCAUUUUCUCUCUAUUUUAGCUUUAAGAACAGGAGGAAUAUUUUAUACCACAAUAAAAGUGUACGUUAAAUUUUGAACAUUAAACCAUCUCUUCAAAAGUUUGACUAUGACUAAUAAAGCUCUGGUAGAAAAUAUAAUUAAAACAGCAGAUUUACAUGAAAUCUAUUUCUUACUGAAAAUUACAGCAUUAAUUGUUUUAUUUAAGCUGCUAGCGGGUAAUACUAAGGUUUUAAUAUUUCUAAAAGGUUUGUAAGAGCUAUCAUCUGUGUUAAUAGAAGAUUAUAUUUGUAUUUACCUGACCACAAGUAAUUGCUCUGUUUAUGUUUACAAAGAGUUUAGGCAGAUCUCUCAGGUGUUUAAAGGGACCCAAAACACUAAAUACAUUUCAUGCCCCUCUAAUCAUGGGUGCUGUCGUUAUGGAACCUAACUUAUACUGAAGGGGGGUUGCUACACCUGGGCAACGCAUCAGUAUGAAAUAAUUUCAAUACUAUGUAAAUAAAAUAUAUUUAGUGUUUAAUGUCCUUUUAAUACCAUGCUUUAAAGGGUCGCUGAUACAACCAAAAGCCAGUGUACAAUUAGCAUCAUCUAACAAAUUGGUAGAUUAUAUAAAACGUGAAAAAUUAAGGCUAGCUAUAGAGUCACCACCAUAUUUAAUUUAAUGUACAAAGAUAUAGAAAAUAUUGGUAAACUCUUUUUUUUGUUGUUGUUGUAACUGGAGUGUAAUCUAGCCCAAACCUUGUUUUGGAAAUAUGUUAAAAUCCUUUCAUUUUAUUUUGCUGUCUAUAGAGCACCAAAGUGUUGUUAUCAGCUCAAUAGACAAUGUUGAAAGGAUACUGUAAUCCCAAAAUAAUCUAUUUUUUAGAACGUGUGUGAAGGGCACUUGUAUUAUUCAAGCAGGUGAAUCAGAUUCAAAUCCUUCUAAAGGGCAGUCACUUUAUUAUGCCACAAGCAAACACCCAUAAACCCUACAGAAAAAGGAUUAUUGCAAAUGUAUCUGUCAUGGUUUACAAAUGCAAAUAAAUUGCAGUGGUUAAAGGGACAUGAAACCCAUUUUUUUCCCCCAUGAUUCAGAUAGAGAAUACAAUUUAAAAAAAGUUCCCAAUUUACUUCUAUUAUCAAAUUUGCAUCAUUCUCAUGUUAUUCCUUGUUGAAGAGAUAUCUAGAUAGGUAGCAUGCACAUGUCUGGACCUCUACAUAACAGGAAAUAGUGCUGCCAUCUAGUGCUCUUGCUAAUGUAUUACAUUGUUGCAAAACUGCUGUCAUAUAGUACUGCAGGCAGGUAAACACUCCUGAGCUAAUCUUAUUGCUUUUCGACAAAGGAUAACAAUAAAACGAAGACAAUUUGAUAAUAGAAGUAAAUUAGAAAGUUGUUUAAAAUUGUAUGUUCUAUCUGAUUCAUGAAAGAAAAAACUUGAGUUUUAUGUCACUUUAAACAGGAAUCACCACAAUGCCUACUAAAUGUAUGGCUAGUUAACAGGUUAAAUGUGGGAUUCAUAACUUACACUUUGUAUGGUACGCAAUGGAGCAUAAAUUAACAAAGAAAGUUUGGUAGAUUUUGUAGAAUAAUAAAACCAGAAAAGGGACGUGCAGUUACUUCACGAGCAAAAAAGUUGUUUAGCGUGCUACUUGUAAUCUGGCCCUAUAUGUUUAAAUGUUUCAGAUAGAGCAUAUAAUUUUAAACAGUGUUACUAUUCAUUCCAAGUAUUAUUGACCUUUAAGUGUUAGAUCAAAGUUAAUGCAACACUUCCAUGUCCCUUUGACUCUCUUUGAUAAGUAUCCUCCAGUAUCUAUAAUACAUUAGUCUCAUACUUUAAAAUUCUAAUUAUUUUUAAUUAUUUAUCAGCCUUAUUAAUAAUAAUGAAAAUAUUUAAAAGUUAGAUGUUGCUACAAGAUUGGUGCUACUAAAUGCUGUUACAAUAGCAAAGAUAAAAGACAUUAAUAAUAAAAACAAGUGAUGCCUCAAUUACUAAAUAGGUGCUAACGGCUGGCUCAAGAUAUUGUGCUGCCUGGAUCUGAGAAUGUAAUGGCACCCCCAGUACCAGUAGUAACAUUACUGAUUAGCAAAUCAACCUUCUAGCCUAGCCACUGACCUUGCUAAGCCUGCCUACCUGCAUGCAACCAAUGCUUAAUUGCGCAAUAAGUGACAAGGAAGUUAGGGAAGAGAUGCACUUGUCCCACUUUGAAUGUUGCUCCUUACUGAUUCUGUGUCUUUGUGCAUGAUGAGGUUAUGCAGCUGGGAGCCUGCGACCUCCCCCACAGAGACACGGAUAGGACUGGACUGGAUCUGACUUGUCAAGUGCUGCCUGGGUCCAUUGAACCCACUUGGUCCCAUGGUUGAGCUGGCCCUGUAGGUGCUUUAACAAGACAGCGGAAAUAUUCAAAACUGAAAAAAGGAGUAAUAUUCAAAAAUAAGUUAUAUUACAUGCCGUUCAAUGUUUUUUUAUGUUAUUGUGUAUCCAUCCUUUAAAUGAAAGGGAUAAUUUUAUGUAUGGUACCCAUUAUCAGGCUAGUUUAAAUAUAUAUAUAUUUAUCUAUAGAUAUUUUAUAUAUAGAUAUCUAAAUUUCUGGACUAACACGGCUACUCCAAUCAACGUAUAUAUAUAUAUAUAUAUAUAUAUAUAUAUAUAUAUAUAUAUAUAUUGUAUAUAUAUUGUAUAAAUACAUACUUUGCAUUUUACUAUGGAAGCUGCUAGCACACUGCAAUGAAAAAAGUUCCAAGAUUAUUUUUGUUUGUUUUGUUAUAUGUCACAUUUAAAAGGGUGCUACUUAUUACUAAAAAUUACACAAAAUAAAUUAUCUUAAUGAUUGGAAUGGCUUCACAUUUAAGUCCACAGGAAAAUCUGGAUGAACGACUUUGCACGGCACAAAACACCAUAGGGCCCACAAUUUUUCUUAUUCUGAGGAACCAUUUCAGACAUAUUACUGAAGCAGACACAGCCAGCCAUUGUCAUUUUGUUAGCAGCACUCAUGUUCAUUAUCUUAUCUUGUCUGCUCUGCUGAGGCCAAAUAGAAACAGAUAUGUAGCAGGGUUAUGCUUGUCUGUAGUAUGCACUUACAAUUCUCACAAUUACAAAACCCACACUUUUCAGAGUCAAAUUAAGUGAGACAACAUAUUGCAAACUUUUUUUUUUUUACUACACAAAAUGAAAUAUUUUAUAGUAUAGUCUCAAACAGUUUCAUGUUCAUUUUAGCUUUUAGAAAGAGUUGGUCUUAUCAUAACUUUUAAACAAGUGUUUUUUUAAGCUAUGUGAAACUUUCCUAUAAAGAAGAUACACUAAUUAUUGAUCCUAAGGGAUAUAUUUAUAUAUAAAUACAGGUGUUUGGUUUUGCAACUGAGUGACUUUGAAAUGAAUAAAAAUAAAAAAACUCAGAAAAACUAUAUAUGGCUUUAGCACACUACUCUAAAAUAAAAGGUAAUGUUUGGUUUAAUUUAGGUAAAAUUAUCAAUAUGAAUUUUUAAAAAAAUAUAUAUAUUUGAGAAGUGUUUUUAUAAAAAUGUUAAUAUAAUGCUGUUUAGUAACAAUAUUCCCCAUGAACAAGGUAAAUUAUGGAGAACUUUUAUCUAAGGUUACGCAAUAUGUUUCCAUUGUAACACAUUUGAGAAAGACAGUCAGGCUUAUUAUUGUAGAGUUUUUGAAAACACGGCAGGUUAAGAGUAGGAUUGUGAAAGUUAUAUAUAAUUUUGGAUCGAUUUUUAUUUGUUAAAGUUUUCAUGCAAGACAGGUGGCUGUUGGUAAGAAUUUAUUGAGAUGAUUAAUGAUGUCUUUUAUAAACACAAAUAAAUAAAGGUGCCAGAAGACUAUUGUGUUAACCGUGGAAAAUAUUAGCCAGUAACAAUGAUAUACAAUGCGUUAAAUCUUUGAAAAAGAAUGUUUUUAUGAAGAAAUAAAAUGUAUAUUAUUUGAAAUUGUUAUAAGUGAAAAUUUGUUUUUAAUAAAAGUCUUGAAAAAUUAAA
This is a messenger RNA of Bombina bombina (fire-bellied toad), 10484 nucleotides long. It is a transcript of the gene C2H4orf54, whose product is annotated as chromosome 2 C4orf54 homolog. NCBI's taxonomy places the organism in Eukaryota, Metazoa, Chordata, Amphibia, Anura, Bombinatoridae. The record is from RefSeq and is a predicted model, not a curated record. The coding region runs from base 124 to 4650 and encodes 1508 amino acids. The transcript is spliced from 2 exons.